This is a messenger RNA of Hypanus sabinus (Atlantic stingray), 822 nucleotides long. RefSeq names its product compound eye opsin BCRH2-like. The record is from RefSeq and is a predicted model, not a curated record. The transcript has a single exon. Gene Ontology annotation, biological process: G protein-coupled receptor signaling pathway. The coding region runs from base 1 to 822 and encodes 273 amino acids. Lineage: Eukaryota; Metazoa; Chordata; Chondrichthyes; Myliobatiformes; Dasyatidae. Gene Ontology annotation, molecular function: G protein-coupled receptor activity. Gene Ontology annotation, cellular component: membrane.
AUGGCAGCAGCGGACAUGCUGGCUGUCGUCACCGCCGUCAUACUCAUGCGUAUCAGCUAUUACUUUCCCGGAUCAUACCUGGACAGGUAUCCCACCUGUAACAUUAACUUUUUCCUGAUGUGCGUGGCCAGGGACUGUUCCGUCUGGUUCACCGUCGCAUUCAGCUUCGACCGCUUUGUCCUCAUUUGUUGCCAGAAGCUGAAAACAAAAUACUGCACCUUGAAAACUGCGGCUGCGGUUCUGGCGAUAACCGGCGUCCUGCUGUGUCUGAAAAACGUCCCCUUCUAUUUCUCUUCCGAACCCAAAUUUAUCAUCGAUAAAGUACCGUGGUUCUGUAAACGGAAGCGGGUUUAUUACACCGACCCGCUGUGGGUGGGGUUCAGGAUGUUUGAUAAGGUUGUGACCCCCCUGCUGCCUUUCGCUUUUGUUUUGCUGUUCAAUGUUCUGACGGUCAGACACAUUUUACUGGCCAGUCGUGUGCGGAAGGCCCUGAGGGGUCAGAGCAAAGGGCAGAAUCAAAGUGACCCGGAGAUGGAGAGCAGGAGGAGGUCGAUGAUCUUACUGUUUACUAUAUCUGGCAGCUUUAUCCUUCUGUGGUUAACAACUGUCCUUGACUUCUUAUAUUACAACAUCGCCGGAACAACUCCCAGCCAGUACAACAAUUCCGAGUUCAUCUUUGCACAUGUCGGAUAUAUGCUACAGAACUUCAGUCUGUGCACCAACACUUUCAUUUAUGGGGUGACUCAAUCGAAGUUCAGGCAGGAUUUUGUCAACGCCGUGAAGUAUCCGGUUAACUCCAUCCUCCGAAUUAUUAAGAAAUAA